This is a messenger RNA of Bursaphelenchus xylophilus (pine wood nematode), 10197 nucleotides long. The record is from the annotation of a GenBank genome assembly. NCBI's taxonomy places the organism in Eukaryota, Metazoa, Nematoda, Chromadorea, Rhabditida, Aphelenchoididae.
AUGGCCCAACUGUUCGAUUGGCUGGAAAGCGGGGAUCGGCAAAGUUUCAACCAGGAUUAUAGGAAAUGGCUAGCCGAGCCGGACCUUCCAGGCCCUCUACGCGCGGCGCUGUACUUGGCAGAAAUCGUGUUUGAAGUGUCGAGUGUCCCAGUGAAUUUGGUCAUUGCGUGGUGUUUGUUUAAAAUGACGACUUUCCAUCCAAACUUGCGACUACUUUUGGCCAACGAUAUUUUGAGUGGAGUGGUUGAGGUGAGUAAAAAGAUGUUUGUUAUUGUACUAUUAGGUCUAAAAGUAUGACUCCGCCGUUUUUUUGUUUUGCAUUUUUUACAGGUUGGAAUACAAUUUUGCAAUUUCUGUUUAUAUGCUAUAAAAGGACGUUGAAAACGCUGUCUAAUGAUAUAUGCUUCGUACAGUGAGGCCUUAUAUGACGGUUUUUAUAAAGCUUCAAAGAUGAUCGACUUCAUCUUAAGAAAAGGUGACUUGCGGGAAACUUUAUUCUGCACGUGUAAUGUGAGGAAAAACGCCGAUAACGCAUCGAACGUUUACAGAAGCUUGUGCUAGUUGUGCCUUGAGUGAAAAAAUCCGGCGGGAAUGGCUUCAACGGUUCAAAACCGGUGAUCUUCACACCCAUCCAAAAAAUUUUAAGAUGGAGAUUAUUCGAUAAAAACAAUCCCCAGACGCAAAAAAAGUUAGCCGUGAAGCUAAAGCUGACUCAGAAAGCAGUUUCACAGAGUCUGCAACAAAAGUGAAAGACGCAGGGAGCAAGGAGUUGGGUACCAUAUUAAUUGACCUAAAACAAUAUGCAAUAUUCUGAUGGAAAGACAGAAAAGAAAUUCUUUUUGCCUCAAUUCGUGACCGGGGGCAAACAAUAAAUGAAUUUUGACAACAGUUACAGCCACCGGAAUAAAAAAAAUUUAUCCUGUUUUUUGGUCAUUUCAGACUCUAUGUUGAAAAACUGGCCAAGGCACGCUAGAACACCUAAGGUUAAAGGUCCUACCCUACCCGCUAUACUCUUCUGACACCACACUUUCAGAAUAACACUUGUUUCGACCGAUGAAACCCGAUCUGAGGCAGCAGCGCUUCACUGAAUACAAAAAUGUCCAAAAUUGGCCCGAUGACUAAAUUGCCUCAAAACAAAAAAUCGUUUUCACUGAUGGUAUUGAAAAGUUGCUCAAAUUGUGGGAAAAUGUCGUAGUUAAUAAUGGUAAUAAUAAUUAAAUAAGCUUUAAUGUAAAAAUUUUUUGUUUUGAUUAAAAUUGUCAAGCCAAAAAAACGGCGGAGUCAUACUUUUAGACCUAAUAUAUAUCAGUGUGUUGGGAAUAUAGUGAGGGCUCUGUUGCAUCGCCGCCGACAAAAUGAAUUGUGUCGCCAGGACCCAUGAAUCGACAAAAUCAAAUUUCUUUUCACGUCAGCGACGUGGCGGGCACAACGACAGCGCAAUCACUAUUUUCCCCACAGACUGAUGUACUGCAAACGGUAAAGAUCACUCCAGCGACGCACGAACUAUCAGCUUUCUGGAAUAAUUCGGUUCGGCGAAGCGCUCAUUACAGGGUGCGGCAAUUUUUCGGCUGGACUUGAAUUGUCUAUAUCUUUUUUAGUUUUUUGCCAAAUUUUAAAAUUCUUUUUUCCCCUGAAUCCUUAGACAUCCCCAUUUUGUUUAAAACAGAUUUUGCGAGAGACUCGAGCUUUCAGAUAUGCCUUGUGCACAAAAAACAAGAUGUUACAGUAGAGACUUGAAAUACCUACCGUGGUUAGCUAGUUACCAGUGUAUUAAAAUGGGCAGGUCAAAUUUUGAAUUUUUGGCUUACUGUAGGUAUACUGUAACAUUUUCAGAUUUUUCGUUUCUCCUCGACUAGUUGCCCGAUUGACUCCGGACCUUUUCAGGGUUAUAGAAUGAUUGAUUCUAAGCAACUUUCAUAUUGACGCCUUUUUGCUAGGACUUCUGGAAGUGUGCGAAAAAUUUGCAUAUUUAGCAAAAAAUUUAAAAUUCUUGAAUUUUCUUAAAAAAUUUGCAUACUUGUACAUCCUUUUUAUUGCUGUAAAUAACACUCUAUGAUGUGGGGAUUCCAACGGUGGCAAAAUCAUGGCUGGGCGGCCUGUCAAGUCUGAGAACGAGGCCUCUAAACAUUUGGUCAUCACGAAAUUUUUUUGUUUCAAAGUUGGAUACGUGAGAUAUCGGGACAAAGUUUAGUUCCAUUAUAAUCUACAUAAAAUUCUAAGACUUUUAAACCCAUUCCCAUGAGUCUCAGACCGACCGGUCAAAAGAUACGACCAAUUUUCGAGAUUUUUUAUUUUUUUCAAUUUUCGCCAUAAAGAUAACAGAAUUGCUAAAUUUUUAUGGUCAAAACUGAAUCAGUGCCCUCGCUGUACCCUCGUACUAUAUAGUUUUAAUCUUGGUCGCUUUGGGCGCUAUUCAAAAUUUUUUGAAACUUUGGCAAAGUCCUCAAAUUUUUGAUUUCUUUCUUCACAGGCAAGGUCAAAAUUCAAAAAAAAAGCAAUUUAUCGUAUCGUAUGUCAAAUUUUAAAAAGAUACGGCGCGGGUACCACGCUAACUACCCCACAACUACCCCUCCAACUUUUACAACCUCUGGCAUCCAACCUAAACAUGUCGUGCAAAGGCGACCAAAGCUUUGCCCCAUUUCUUUGCACAAAAUAGAAUUUCCACUUUCAUGACGAAAUCUUGGUAUUUUGAUGACACCAUUGAAUUCAGAACUUCUAAUUUAACCUAUAUGUAUAUGUGCAUAAAUCGCUACAAUAAAGUUUCAUAUUUUAGACAUUCAGAUUUUAUCGAGAUUCGGGGAGUCCCGAAUACUGAGGAAGUUCCAUAACUUCCUGAAAAUUAUGGCAAAUACUUUUUUACCAACGUAAUACAACUUUAGUCAAAACUCAAAAAAAAAGACGAAAAGGAAAUUUUGUCGAUUUUAUGCGGCCCUUCGAAUAUGACUUCCGAACGGUUUCAGAAUACGAAAGAUAUACAGGUGUACGUCUGAGUGUUUCUAAAAAAUUCACGCAACUCUUUUUAUGAAUUUUGACCUUGCUGUGAAAAAAGAAAUUCAAAAUUUGAGGACUUUGCCAAGUUUUCAAAAAAAUUUGAAUGGCGCCCAAAGCGACCAAGAUUAAAACUAUAUAGUACGAGGGUACAGCGAGGGCACUGAUUCAGUUUUGACCAUAAAAAUUCAGCAAUUCUGUUAUCUUUAUGGCGAAAAUUGAAAAAAAUAAAAAAUCUCGAAAAUUGGUCGUAUCUUUUGACCGGUCGGUCUGAGACUCAUGGGAAUGGGUUUAAAAGUCUUAGAAUUUUAUGUAGAUUAUAAUGGAACUAAACUUUGUCCCGAUAUCUCACGUAUCCAACUUUGAAACAAAAAAAUUUCGUGAUGACCAAAUGUUUAGAGGCCUCGUUCUCAGACUUGACAGGCCGCCCAGCCAUGAUUUUGCCACCGUUGGAAUUCCCACAUCAUAGAGUGUUAUUUACAGCAAUAAAAAGGAUGUACAAGUAUGCAAAUUUUUUAAGAAAAUUCAAGAAUUUUAAAUUUUUUGCUAAAUAUGCAAAUUUUUCGCACACUUCCAGAAGUCCUAGCAAAAAGGCGUCAAUAUGAAAGUUGCUUAGAAUCAAUCAUUCUAUAUCCCUGAAAAGGUCCGGAGUCAAUCGGGCAACUAGUCGCGGAGAAACGAAAAAUCUGAAAAUGUUACAGUAUACCUACAGUAGGCCAAAAAUUCAAAAUUUGACCUGCCCAUUUUAAUACACUGGUAACUAGCUAACUACGGUAGGUAUUUCAAGUCUCUACUGUAACAUCUUGUUUUUUGUGCACAGCUAACUCGAGUCUCUCGCAAAACUUGUUUUAAUAUCCAUUUAUUAGACUACAGUAAAAACUGAAACCAAAAAAAGUUCUAAUUUUCAUAGCUGACAAGGGAUUAGACAAAGGGGGGACGUCUGAGGAUUCAAGGGAAAAAAAGAAUUUUAACAUUUGGCUAAAAACUAAAAAAGUUAUUGCCAAUUCAAAUUCGGCCGAAAAAUUGCCGCACCCUGUAUUUUCCACCUGCGAUGUAUUGUAAGCUUCGAGCAUCAAGUGUGAGCUUACAAACCAAAAAUUGUAUUUAUUUUAAACUGACUUUGCGCUUUCCUUCAGCUUCUUUUCAACUUGCACAUUUAGUCGUGAUUUUCAACGUUUUGUUAUCGCAAUUCUUGCAGAUGUGUGCACGAGCAAUUAUUGUACUAAAUGUUUUGUGCUACAACUCGCUAGUUUCCACGGAAGUUGUUAAGUUUAUCCAAUUAUAUCGUGGACUAUUCAUCUACCAAGUGCAAUUUUGUUUUUUGAACAUUUUACUAGAGCGACUGAUUGCCAUAUCAUGCCCACAUAAGUAUGAGAGAACGCCGAUUGUGGUGGGAGUUAUGAUUCUGAUUUUUUGGUGGGUUUUCGUCACGCUCUUACUGUAUGUUUUCUGUAAGUUCUUGUUGCGUUAAAUUUUUCUUUUUCCGAUCAGAAUCCAGCAACUCAAAAACUCUUUUUUCAGCCACAACAGUCUCUGCGGCUGUUGGUUUAUUUGUCCAUUUCUCGGUAAGUCCAUCUAUUAUCAGUAUGUCGGGAAAAUAGUGAGCACGCUGUCGCAGCGAAAAUCUCAUCGCCGCCGGAAAAAUGAGUUGUAUCUCGGGAAAUUCAAAUUUCCUUUCGCUCAGCGAUACGAUAUGCGCGGCGACAAUGUGCCCGUUAUUUUUCCGGCAGACUGUUGGUAUUUUCAUAAAGUGCAUGGACAUUUUUCCGCUCUCACACACACUCAUUUUGAAGCUUCUUCCCACGCUUGUCGCUAAUGCACAGUGCAUUCAUUCUUCUGUUUUCGCACAGUGCAAACCACAAAAAAGCCGCUUGCAAUGUGCAAAUUCCAGGUAAAAAUGAAUGGUGAAACAUACGUUCUUUUUGGGCACUGUGCGAAAUGCGACAAAUGUCCAAGCACUUUAUGAAAGUACCACCGAUCUGUUGGAAAAAUAAUGAGCAAAAUGUCGCUACGCCAAUCGCGCCGCACAGCAUUCCGAACUUUUUUCGCCGCCGAUCGGUGUCCAAAAAAAUGAAAAAUUAAAAAGUGCACAUUACAUUUUCAUAUGUGUAAGCCGUUGAAAUGAAAAACAACUUUAUUUUUCCGCGACACAAUUCAUUUUCUUGGUGCCAUUUUCGAUGCGACAGAUUGCUCAUUAUUUUCCCGACAGAGUGAUACAAAAAUACUAUACUACGUUUCCCGCAGUUUUCACUAUCAAACUUUCAGGCUUUAUUCCUGACCCGCCGUUGGAUAAGAACGCAGCGAUCGUACCCCACGAACGAAGUGUCCUUGUCCACCAAAUACCAAAUUUCCGAAAACAUUCGAGCCCUGGUGAUGUGUCGCUAUUGGAUUUAUUUCUACUUUGUGAUGAGUAUGAUCUGCAAGUUUUGGCUCUUCUUAGCAUACAUCUCCUUUAUGAAAGAGGAAAAGGAGACGUGGCGGUUGGCAUCCAAUCUUUACGAUCUUUCUCAUGCCAUCUAUGUGCUCUUCUACCCGGCGUUUUUGGUCUAUGGUAACCGACCUUUACGCAAGAGACUGGUGGUGAUGUUUGGAAGAAGAAAUGGAAAAGUAAUGGCAUCCGAUACGAUAGGGCCAGAUGCAAAUAGCCUUGUCAACAACGAUGACUUUAGCGAUUAUUUCAAAAGGCUUCAAGCUUCUUGGGACGCCCCAAAUAAAUGGGAAAACUGUAGUCCCAGAAAUAACAAGUAAUUGGAUAAACAAAUACUCACUACCUCAACUUGUUUUGAACAAAUCUAAUAUGCGAAUAAAAGGCCUGAAGAUUUCGAAAACGCAUUUCCGGAGGAUUGAUCUUUGAGCGGGUGUAAAUGCUAUACUAUCCUGUCGGGGAAAUAACGGGUUGUCGCGGCUUCGAGUCGCCUAUUAUCGGUUUGGAACGGCUCGUCGUGGCUGGGGUUUUGGUGCGCAACUCUUUCUUCGACAAGGAGAAAAAUUUUGCUUUAAUUAGUGAGCGCAAUCGCUGCGGCAACUGCAUUGGUUUUGUCGCAACACAACUUAUUUUUCCGGCGGUGAUGCCUUUCCCAGCUUCAGCAGCCGUCGCAUAGCGAUGAUGGGCUUCCAAGGCACGAAGACCAGCCGUUAUUUUCACGACAGACUAAUAAACGCGUGCUUCCAAGUAUGACGCCUUUGUGUAGCUUAAAGGGCCGUGGAUAUGGUAUGUGUGGCGGCAAUGACAAUCCAAACAAAAUGCGCAAUCUGCCAGCCUAACUGCCAAAGCUCCUCUGUAAAACAACAGCAACUUUCAGAGUCUAGAAACUCUGUAGGAAAUGUUCUUUGGACCAAUGUAUGACGAAAGGGUUAAAGUUCUGUCAUGUUUUCUCGCGGAAAAACAAACGUUUGUGAACCACUUAACAAGAUUAUAUCAUGCACAAACUAUGCGCACACCCAACUACACACCAGUCAGCGUAAACAUUUGUGGCAUUUGCAUGUGUUUCCACGCCGAAGGCGGGUUUUCAGGACUAGACAUGGGCCUCGGAUCGGGGUCGGAAUUUGCCAGUGAAUGAGAGCGGGUCGAUCCAACCCGUUAUUGUGUCAAGUUUUAUCAGGCUGUCGGGAAAAUAGUGAGCUCAACGCCGUUGUGUUGUUGAAGGGGAAAAAAUUUUGGUCUUAUCGCGACAAAAUUCGUUUUCUCGGCGGCAAUGCAAUUUUCGAUGCGACAGAGUGCUCGUUACUUUCCCGACAGAAAAAUAGUAUUUUCUUAAAGUGCAUGGGUAUUUUUUUCUCUGUCGCACAGGGCAUUUUGAACUUUUUCCCAUGCUUGUCGCCAGUGUUUUUCAGUCAGCGCAAGCGCAAGUUCCGGCUUGUCGUACGCAAAAGCGCAAGUCGCUGGUGGAAAAAUUCAAAAUUGUGGCGACAAAAAAGAUGCACAGUGAGGAUAAAACAUGAAAGAAAAAGGUAGAGUGUAUAAAUUUUUCAAACUUUUGACUGCGAAUAGUUUCAACUAGCUAAGCGCUAUGAAAUAAUUUUAAACUACAAACAAGGCCGAAUUUAGCCCAGCUUUGUUUUGAUGGUCAUACAUUUGCAAAAAGUUUUCCUUCAUUUUUUCCAUUGUAUGCCGCCUACAAUUUUUUUCUGUUCGUGAGCAAACUCAAUUUUUGAAGCACGGUGGGCUUCAAUAUUUAGGUUCAAAUUUACGUAUCAAAUUUGCCGCCCUUCCUAAUGUCUAUUCAGGACUAAUUCUUCCAUUUACCGACCUUUGAGGUAUUGACAAAGCACCUGGACGGAAAAAAACCGUUCUAGUGUGCAUACAGCGUGUUUUUUUUUUGCUAUUCUGGAAGGGAACGAAGUUUGCGGGGAGUUUAUGUAUAUUCUAUCAGUCUGUCGGGAAAAUAGUGAGCACAACGUCGCUGAGCCGAUCACGUAGUUGAAUUGAAAAGAAAUUUAAGCUUGCCGCGACACAAUUCAUUUUCUCGGCCGCGAUGCGAGUUUUGAAAAGGAGUGCUCAUUAUUUCCCCGACAUUCUGAUGCUACUCGGGGCAAAGUUUCUGAUAAUUUGCAUAGUGCGUAUUUGGCCGAUUUUUAGCGCGCUCUCGUCGUUUAAACUAAAAAAUUUUUUUUGUGCAAAACUCAGUUCCCCGGCUGCGAUAGGCAUGGCUCUGGGCCCGGCUUUGCAAGAUUUUCCGGCCCGGGCCGACUAAUUUCUAGGCCCGAUCCCGGGCUUCGAUUUUUAGGCCCGGCCCGGCCCGGGCCGGCCCGGUUUUUUUGAAAUCAGAGUUUUGCCCGGAAAAAAGGAAAAAUAAGCUUUUUCGAUAGCAUUUUUCAUUUUUUCGAACGCAAUGCUGAUAGCGAACGUAAAGUGCCCUUAUGUACCUAGGUUUUGCUAAAUUUUUCUUUACAUUUUGCGAAAACUUGCCAUAGUUUCUUUUCAUUUCCCGCUUUCUUUCUUUCCAACCUAGUAUAAAAAUUUUCCGGGCUGAAGCGGGCCUCGCUUUCCAAAUUUUCCAAGCCCGGGCCGGGGCCGGGCUAUCCCGGUUUGCAGCCAUGCUUAGGCUGCGAUGCCAUUUUCAAUGCUCAUUAUUUUCCAUUCAUUUCUUUGACCCUGCUGGUAAUCAUACAGAUAUAUGAAGUGUUUUAGCUUGCAGCUGUCGCCUGUGGCAUGUCGCUGAGUUCGCUGCAAUCCGAGGACCGCAAGAACUUCACAGACACCUACAACCAGUGGCUGGACGAGCCGGAUUACCCGUCCAGCUUUCGGAUUGCGAUUUUUUUCGUCGAACUCUGCUUCGACAUUGGCAGUAUUCCGACCAACCUGAUCAUUGCAUGGUGCUUCUCUCGGAUGCCCACGUUCCAUCCGAAUCUACGGUUGCUUCUGAUGAAUGAUAUUCUCAGCGGUGUUCUUGAAGUGAGCUGGAAAAUAUCGCUUGUAAGCAUGUUUUUUACAGAUUUUGAGUCGCAUUUUGAUUGUACUCAAUGUUUUCGACCAAAACAAAUUUCUUCCGCCGGAAAUGGUCGAUGUGAUACAACAUUACCGUGGUUUGUUUAUGUAUCAAGUUCAAUUUUGCUUUCUGAAUAUUCUGCUGGAAAGAUCGAUAGCGAUGGCGUGGCCGGAUAGAUAUGAGCGGGUCAACAUCUGCGUUGGAGUCGUAAUUCUGGUCGUCUGGGUAAGAAUUCAUCUUUUGUCAGUUUGUCGGGAAAAUAGUGAGCACUCUGUGGCAUGGACGAGAAAAUAAAUUGUGUCGCGGUGAAAUCAGAUUGCUUUCAAUUCAGCGACGGGCAUUGUGCUCAUUAUUUUCCCAACAGACUGAUAACAACCGGAACUUUUUUCCCAACUUUUUAAAAUGUAUUUUUAUUUUCAGUGGAUAUUCUUCACACUGUUUCUGUAUGUGAUCCGUAAGUUUUUUGAAGCCUUGGUUCAUGGGUCCUUACAGGGGAAGUACUCCAAGUGCGACGCUCAGAUUUUCCUUAAAUUUUGCACACACAUCGGGUGUGGAUUAAAUAUCAAUUCCUCAAAGUUUUAGCUCGCGCUUUGCGGGCGCCGCCGAGAUAUCGAACGAUUUCUGCCGCCGAGAGAGCACGCUAAACGUGGAGAGCGGUCAGAGAGAAAAACGCUUUUUGGCCAUAACUUUGGCAGUUUCGUGCGGAAAAAUUUGAUUUUUUGUAGAAACAUUAUCCUUUACGGUUGAAAUAGACAUGAAAAUUUUCGUGCCGAAAUUCGGCAAAAAGUCCUAAAUUUAGCCCGACUUUCAAUCUAAAAAUUUCCGUUGUUUCAGCAAAGCGCAGCUAGGAUUCUCCCAUAUAUCUUAGAAAAAAUUAUUCUAAAUUUGUGCCAAGUUUCAUAAAAAUCUGAGCGUCGCACUUGGAGUACUUCCCCGGUUAGUAAGAUUAAAGUGUUGCCCUCACGUUUCGACGAGAACUAGCACAAAUUUGGGUUGUUUCACUUAUUAGACAUCUAAUGAAACAGCUAGAUUGCACUUCCUAGAAACAACCAUCAUUUUUUAAUCGAAAAUCUGCAAAAAUGCAAAAAAAUUUUUCCGCCUGGUAUUGGCAAAAAUAUGGCCCAAAGUUUUUCGCUCCAGCGGUUCUCCGCGUUGAGUGUGCUCUAUCGGACGCUAGGACUGUUAGCUUCUUCGCCAUGCCUUCCAUAAGCUUCGAGCUCUAUAAUAACACCAAUUUUAGCCGUCUACGUGGCUCUGACAUUGGGAAUAAUCCUGCACUUUCCGGUAAGACCGACCUCUUAGUUCAAAACCUCUCCGCUUUUAGGUGAUAAUUCUUACCAGUCGAUGGAUAAAAACUCAACGACUUUAUCCAACCUACACAGCCUCACUGUCCACAAAAUAUCAAGUCUCCGAGAACAUCCGGGUCCUGCUAAUGUGUCGGCAUUGGCUUUACUUUUAUAUUGCGACGAAUAUGGUCAGCAAGGCAUGGUUUCUUCUGGCAAUUCGUUCCUUUAUUAAGAACCAGAAGACCAACUGGAGAAUGUUCUCAAAUCUCUACGACCUGACGCACGCAAUAUACAUGUUCUUCUUCCCCAUCUUCCUGGUUUACGGGAACCGGAAUCUGCAAAAGCGCCUGAAAACGUUGUUUGGAGUACGAAGGGGGAAAGUUGAAGCGUCGGAGAAGGGCUACGAACUCGAGGAGAAUAGUGUUGUGGACACGGAGGACUUCAGCGGUCAUUUUAGACGUCUACAAAUGAGUUGGGAGAGUGAUGCGAGAUGA